Messenger RNA from Actinia tenebrosa (Australian red waratah sea anemone), 7680 nucleotides. RefSeq names its product voltage-dependent L-type calcium channel subunit alpha-1D. The record is from RefSeq and is a predicted model, not a curated record. NCBI's taxonomy places the organism in Eukaryota, Metazoa, Cnidaria, Anthozoa, Actiniaria, Actiniidae. Gene Ontology annotation, cellular component: membrane; voltage-gated calcium channel complex. Gene Ontology annotation, biological process: calcium ion import across plasma membrane. Gene Ontology annotation, molecular function: high voltage-gated calcium channel activity.
AAUACAUUUACCGAGAAUAAUUUUGAAGCGGAUAAAAACACGAACGCGAAGCCGUUUUGUGGUCUCAAGACUUCUUCGAAACCAACUCUAUUUUAUUCUUUUAUCUAAGGGCCAUUUUACUGUUUUUUUUAACCACGUUUGUGUUUAUUAUUUCUUGGCAUAAAAACCAGUUCGUUUUUCGUUCUCCGCUUUGGUAGAAAACAUAACGUGAUGAUCCAGUAAAAUCUUCGUCAAGUUUUCAGCUCCUUCAAACCUCUCAAUUUGCUUUGUACUCGACUACAUUAACAGCUACCUCAAGCCUGGAAACCAAAAUCCUCAAGAGUUUGACUCUUUUCCUUCAACUGAUCGUCUGUGAAGUAUUUCAGACAUUUGACAUACAUAAGACGAAACGUGCAGAGAAAACUCGUGUAUUCUGUGAAACUGGAACUCUUUCGAUGCUUGGCCAGUAAUGAUGAUAAUAAGAUUACUUUCUGUACAUUGGAUCAUCGCACUGGAAGAGUAAUUCGAUAUUAAAGCUAAGCGAUGGAAAGAUAUAAAGAUGGUGAAAAUACAGCGCGGAGGGAGACCUAUAUUGGAUCAAAACAAGCGAUUCAAAUGGCGAAUGGCAAGCAAAAUGAUAACUCUUCGCGGUCAUCCAAGGGUACUAACAGAAGAGAGAACAUAUGUACCAGGUUUUUGGGCUUUUUGCGCUACGACCAGGACUAUUCUUUAUAUUGCCUGUCAGAGAACAACCCCGUUCGUCGAUUGUCUAAAUACAUAGUGGUCUCAAGAGGCUUCGAGUAUUUCAUAUUACUAAAUAUUGUGGCUAACUGUGUCGUGCUUGCUCUAAAUAAACCUCUCCCAGAGAAUGACAAGAUUGAAAUGUCCRAGUCAUUGGAAAAAGCCGAACAAUAUUUCCUUGCUAUUUUCUGCAUCGAAGCUUCGCUGAAAAUCAUCGCUUUAGGAUUUGUCUUACAUCCAGGGUCUUAUCUAAGAAAUGGCUGGAAUGUCUUGGAUUUUAUAGUCGUUAUUAUUGGCGUUGUAAGUCUGCCAAGUUUUAAACUAGAUACGAAAGUAGAUGUGAAAUCAUUACGUGCUGUGCGUGUGUUGAGACCAUUAAAGUUAAUAUCUGGCAUACCUAGUUUACAAGUAGUUAUGAAGUCAAUUGGAAGAGCGAUGGUGCCGCUUCUUCAGAUCGCUUUACUAGUUCUCUUCGUUAUUGUUAUUUAUGCUAUAAUUGGUUUAGAAUUUCUCAUGAAUAGUUUUCAUGAUACGUGUUAUAAUCCCGUUACAAAACAAUUAGAAGACAAUCCAAGACCCUGUGACAAGAAGCCAUACAACGGCAUACGAGAGUACAUCCACGGGCGAGAGUGCCCCAUUGAAAUGGAAUGUGGAGGAAACUGGACAGGACCAGAUAAUGGGAUUACUACUUUUGAUAAUAUCGCUCUUAGUAUGAUAACAGUGUUCCAAUGUAUCACGAUGGAAGGCUGGACAGAUGUUAUGUAUAAGACAUUCGAGGCCAUAGAUCAACAUGGCUUCUUGUAUUCUAUAUAUUUUGUAUCUCUUAUUGUAAUCGGCUCGUUUUUUAUGUUAAAUCUUGUACUAGGAGUUCUUAGUGGAGAAUUUGCAAAGGAAAGAGAAAGAGUCGAGACGAGAAGAGCGUUCUUCAAAGUUCGACGUCAACAGAAACUAGAAAGAGAAGUUGCUGGUUAUAUCGAGUGGAUAACAAAAGCUGAAGAAGCACUAAGUAAGGAACAUGCUCGUAAAGAUGGCAGUCGAUCCAUAUCAGAUACCACAGAAUCACAAGCUCAUGUCAUAUGUAAUGACCUUGUAAUCAAUCCAAUGGCGGUGCUAACUAAACAAAAUGGCAACGGUUACCGUCUCAAUGUGCCCGAAAAGAAAAGUUGUCUAGAUACGCUUGCAAUACAAGAAGUAAGGUUUCGUUUCUUCAUCCGUAAGACUGUCAAGUCUCAAUGGUUCUACUGGGCUGUACUCAUCUGUGUCUUUCUUAACACUGUUUCCUUGGCAACAGAGCAUUAUGGUCAACCGCAAUGGCUUGAUCAUUUUCAAGAAUGGGCUGAAGCAGUCUUCUUAGUAAUUUUUACAUUAGAAAUGGUUUUAAAGAUGUACUCACUUGGAAUACGAAUCUAUUUUAGUUCAAGUUUUAACAUUUUUGAUUGCGUAGUAGUGUGUUCUGGUAUAAUCGAAGCUAUACUAGCAGGACUUUUACCUUUUCACUUAAAUCUCGGUAUAAGCGUUCUCCGGUGUAUAAGACUGUUACGAGUGUUCAAAGUCACGAGGCAUUGGACGUCAUUGCGUAACCUAGCAACAUCACUGGUCAGCAGUAUCAAGUCAAUCAUGAGUCUGAUAUUUCUUCUCUUCUUGUUCAUCUUGAUCGCUGCUUUACUUGGAAUGCAGUUCUUUGGAGGAAGGUUUCGAUUUACGAAGACUCCGAGAACCAAUUUCGACAACUUUCCGAACGCUAUGCUGACAGUGUUCCAGAUCUUGACCGGAGAGGACUGGAACGCAGUCAUGAAUAACGGCAUCAUCGCGUAUGGUGGACCUCACAGUGUCCAAGGGGUUGCAGUCAGCUUGUACUUCGUCCUGUUAGUUAUUGUUGGCAAUUACACUCUUCUCAACGUUUUCUUGGCUAUUGCUGUUGACAACUUGGCGAACGCCCAAAUCCUGACAGAAGAUGAAGAAAACGAGAAGAAAGAAAGAGAAAGAAAGAAAUCUGAAGCCCGGGAGAAAUUUUCUAUCAGGCCUGAUAAUAAUAAAGAAAUGAGACAAAGCCACUGGAAGAAGACAAAGUCUAUUCCUAUGUUGAUGGCGUUCAAGAAACUUGGACGCAAUAAAGAGACUGAAGAAGACUUGUCGGAGACUGAAUUCGGAGCAAGAGCAAGAGAUAGACGAUGGUCUCAGAACUUAGGGAAGAAUAUAGCAGCGUUUCGUCGCGAGGAUAGCUUAUACACUAACAAGACCAACGGUCAACUCAAGGAAGGGGAUGGAAGUGCUUCAGAUGAUAGCCAAAGACCAGGAAAAAUUAAAAGAAAAACAAGAGAGAGAGGACGACGAAUGGCAAGAUCGAGAGCUACRUCUGACGCUGAAACAGAAAAAAAGGAUGGUGGCAAUGAAGAAGAUGAAGAUGAACCCGUCACUGCGAAGAAUUUCAUGAAUGUGUUGAGGACCGGUCGCCUUGGAAACCGAAGAAGAAGAGGACGCAAAGACGUGCCAAUCAUUCGAACGAAGGCAUUGUUUGUAUUUGGCCCAGAUAACGGGUUACGUAAGUUGUGCCACCGUAUCGUCAAUCUGUCUCACUUCGAUACUGCCAUGCUCGUUGUCAUCGUCUUCAGCAGUUUAGUCAUUGCAAUCGAGGAUCCUGUUCAUGAUAAAGACCCAAGAAACCAGGUUCUCUGGUACUUCGACUGUGUUUUUACAGCUAUUUUUGCAUUCGAAGUCGUCGUCAAGGUCAUCGACAUGGGUCUUAUUCUACACAAAGGUGCAUAUCUACGCAGCAUAUGGAAUAUUAUUGAUGGUGUGGUAGUGAUGUGUAACAUAGCGUCUCUUGUUUUUGCGAAAGUCGAAAAUAAUGAUCGAGAUGGCAGGACGGCUAUUCGAGCCUUACGUGUCAUGCGUGUGUUGAGACCGUUUAAAAGUGUUCACAAGAUCAAGAAACUACAGGCUGUUUUUCGAUGCAUGUGGUUCUCCGUCAAGAACGUAGCCAACAUCCUCAUGAUCACCAUGCUGUUCUUGUUUAUUUUCGCUGUCAUGGGUGUACAGUUAUUCAAUGGGAAGUUCUUCUACUGCACCGAUGAAGCUAAGCUGACCAAAAACGAGUGCAAAGGCAAUUUUUUUCAAUAUAUCUAUGACGACGAGGGGAAACAGAAGAUGGAUCCAGUGGUCAAUCCAAGAGAAUGGAAAAAACGGACACUAAACUUUGAUACCGUCUACGACGCCAUGUUAACGCUCUACACUUCAUCGACGGGGGAAGGUUGGCCAACAGCAAUGCAUCGUACGAUGGAUACCACAGAGAAAGACAAAGGUCCAGUGCAGGACUACAACACCGCAUAUGCCAUUUACUAUGUCAGCUUCGUAGUCGUGUUUUCGUUUUUCUUUCUGAAUAUUUUCGUUGCUCUCAUCAUUUUAACUUUUCAAGACCUCGGAGAGAAGGAGAUAUCGAACUGUGAGCUGGAUAGGAAUCAGAGAGACUGCAUUCAUUUUGCACUGACGGCCAAACCUGGUCAGAUGUACAUGCCACGUAAUAGAAAAUCUUUCCAAUACAAAGUCUGGCAGUUAGUGACGUCAAAACCGUUCGAUAUCUUCAUCAUGGUGCUCAUUUCAUUAAAUACUAUUGUCUUAAUGAUGCAGUAUCACGACCAGCCAGCUGAGUAUAAACUAGCAUGCUCAUGGAUGAAUAUCGCUUUCACUGCCCUCUUCACUCUUGAAGCAGUUCUAAAGCUCAUCGCACUUAGACUGAAUUAUUUCCGUGAUUAUUGGAACAUGUUCGACUUUGUUAUCGUGUUAGGAGGACUUAUGGACAUUGCUGUUACACAAAUAGCUAACCAACUAGGUAAGGACGAAGACUACAUCCCUAUCGAUCCCAGUAUGUUCAGGUUGUUUCGAGCAGCCCGUCUCAUUAAGCUCCUUCGACAAGGUUAUACCAUACGCAUCCUACUGUGGACGUUCUUCCGCUCGUUUAAGGCUCUUCCAUACGUUACUCUUCUCAUCAUGUUGAUGUUCUUUAUGUACGCUGUGAUUGGUAUGCAGCUUUUUGGCAAGAUUGCACUGGAUGAUGACACCGAGCUCAAUGGAUACAACAAUUUCAGAAAUAUAUUGCAAGCCUUGCAGGUUCUAUUCAGGUCAGCUACUGGUGAGAACUGGCAUCUCGUCAUGAUUGCAUCUUUCUCGUCUGCCAAGUGUGACCCAAGCAUCGCUGCCAAUGACAAUGACAAAUGUGGUUCGACGCUUCUAGCUGUCGUGUAUUUCUGCUCAUUUAUAUUUCUUUGUAUGUUCUUGAUGUUGAAUUUAUUCGUGGCUGUAAUCAUGGACAACUUUGAGUACCUGACGAGAGACGAGUCGAUCCUAGGCCCCCAUCACUUGGACGAGUUCGCCCGCGUGUGGUCUGAGUACGACCCUGGUGCAACUGGCUAUAUACAUCAUAAAGUGGUAUACAAGAUGAUGUGUAGCAUGUCACCUCCUGUUGGCUUCGGUAAAAAAUGCCCAAGAAUAGUUGGCUAUAAGAGGCUGAUCAAGAUGAACAUGCCGGUGAGUGAGAAUGGAGAUGUAACAUUCCAAACGACGCUCUUUGCAUUGAUUCGAACGUCUCUCAACAUCAAGCUACGAGGGAAUAUGAAUGCUAACGAUACCGAGCUCAGGAAAAUCAUGAAAAGACUCUGGCCGAACUCCACGUCUAAUAAAGUAUUAGAUAAACUAAUUCCUAAACACUCUGUUCUAAGCAGUCAACAAAUGACCAUCGGCAAGAUCUACUGCGCCAAGCUGAUCCACGAGAACUACAAAUACAGUCGCAGACGAGAAGAAGAUGGAGAAAAACCCAAAUCGGGUUUCCUACGAAUAGUCGGUUCACUGCGUGGUCAUGGUUACACGACUGAUCACCUACCAACAGAUGGACAUCAUCACAACCGUAACUAUCUGACUGCCGCGCCAAGACCACGAAGCAGGACUUUGGACUCUAAAGUCAAUUCAGAUCUAGAACCAAGAACUACGCAUACGUCAUCACAUGCCGAUGGUAGUAACUUGAACUCUGUGGCACGGUCACGGAGCUGGAGCUCGAAACCUAAUGGUGAUAUAGAGAUGAUGGAACUGAAGCCCUCGUCAGCUAAAUCUACUCCAUGGAAUGGAAAAGCCAGGACUUCAGAUGAGGAAUCUAAACAACCAGCUUUACCGCUAUCUUACUUAGCAGCGUCUGCGACACCACGAGGGAGAUCGAACCGUAAUAAUAGUUAUAGUAUAGCAGUAGAUUUAGAACCACGUGAGAAUGACGAAAACGACGAUGAGACACGUGCAAUCAAUAGCCAAUCAGCUGGCGCAGAAUCAAAAAGAACAUCACGUGAUUCGAAAUAUUAUGACGAAAUGAUUUCACGAAUCAACGAACAGCUGACUACCGCUGUCAAGAGCGGGCAAAGUCCGUAUGCCAUAUACGGUAUGGAAGAAGAUGACGAGAAUGAAUGGUGUUAAAGAAUUUUUAUGUGGAUUUUUCAACAACAAUUCUCGUGUUGACCCACCUCGGGUCUGACGACAAUUUCUGGCUGCAAGUACCGCUGACCGCAAGCACUGAAAUAUGGAUGGGGUUUGGAAGCUAGAGAAUUAAAGUACGGCGAAGCAAUAUUGGGUUGGAGAAAUGAAUAAUGAAAAAAUGAAUCGCUUCGAGGAAGGACUCGAAAAAAAAACAAAGACAUAUGCUGCGCGUAUGGAACGUAUCUAACCAGGAUUAACUUGAACCGUAUUUUCAGAAACAUCCAUCCCUUGAUGCUUUUAAAGAGCUUUGCAAAUCAUCAUUAUUUAACAAUGAGCAAACAGUCAUUUAGUCCAGAGAAGUGAAUUCAAGUUUCUCGACUUAAUUUAAGAAAUUUCUAUUAUCCUGGAGCGUAAUUCGUUGGAAAACGAAGUAAAGGAAGUUAAUAUAUUGAAAUUCAUCCAGCUAUUGGAUGCUUUUGAAAAACUCUAUUUGGAGAAAGCUUAUCUUGUGAAUACUGAAUACUGCUUCGUGAUGCAUUAUAAAGUCAUUUGACUACCACUACCAAAAUGCUUCGCGAAUUGUCUUUCUUUGUUCAAAUUUUCUGUCAGUAUACAUAGUAAGACAAUUGGGUGCUAAUUGAAUAAACAAAAGAAAGUGUGCAAAGGAUUCUGGUAGUUGUAGUUAAUGACGCCAACAUGAAAACGACCUAUUGCAGCUCGAGUCAUCGUGCCAAAACUAGGCUAAACCUACAUGUUUUACCUUUCGUAACCGUAAAAAAAAAAUUCUUGCUUUUUUCCUUCAACAUGGCGAUAAACUAUGCAUUAUACAGUACCUAUCAAUAAGAUAAUCUUUUUUUAAAUAGUUAUAAAACUGUAAAAAACAAAAACAAAAUUGGAAAAUAAUCCACUCGCAAAUGUGUCAGGAAAAGUGUGUAACAUGCGUUUAUACCGAAAUAUUCGCAUCUUCUUUUGGUAUUGACUUAAUAUUGACAGUUUUUUCAUUGGAUGAAGGACUCCUUAAGAACACCAUAUAUGGUAGCACUCCUAAUGGCAGCAACUGCUUAUUUGGUAGUCAUUCCUAAUAUGGCUGGUACUCCUUAUAUAGUAGUCACUCCUUAUUUGGCAGUGGCUCUCUUCUCUUUGUCUCCUGUCUGUCUGUCUGUUCAUCAUUCUGUUUUUCCAUCUGUCUGUCUGUCUUUCCUGAUUUGUCUCUGUCUGUCUGUCUGUCCUUCGUUCAAUGAGGUCUGACACUCUCUCCCCAGCUAGCGACACUCCAUAUAAUCUAUUCUCCGACAGUAACCUCCACUGAUAUGCAUUCAUUGAUUGAUAUCAACAUUAAUUUUAAAAGAAAUAUAACUAUAAUUAGUUUAUUUUAUAUCCAGUACRAAUAAGAGAAUUUAAAGGUAAAGACGACAAUCGCUCAAGAGUUUAUUAAUUAUAUUGGUUACUGGCGGCGGUUUUUAUAUACAUUGCUUUAUAGGAAAUAAAGAUUAUUAAAACCAAUAA